AUGGAAAAUGUGCAACAAAUAAUACAUAAAAGUAGAAUUUUUACAGAACGUUUACAACAAGCCAUUGCUCAUCAAGAUAAAUUAACCAAAGAUGCUUUUGACGUAAAUAAUUUCAAAUAUUCACAAUCACUUGAUGUUUCAAAAAAAAAUUUAGCUGAUGCAGAAAAUAAAUACGAAACAAUACUUAGUAAAAUUGAAAAUACCAAUCUCAAAGUUCAUAAUAUUGCUGAACGGUGUGAAAAAAUUUCUGAAGAAAAUAUUAUUUUAGAAAAAACUAAUAAUGAAUUGUUAGGCUCUUCCAAACCGUUUGACAAUGAACGAUGUGAAACAGCCCAUGUUGCAUUUUCAGAAAGUGACACACCAGAAUGUUCAUUUGCUUAUUUUAAUUUGAGUAAAAAUGAUAAAUGCUGUAAAGAAAAAUUAUGGGAAAAAAUCGAAGAAACUUGUAUGAAUGUAAAAGAAUAA
Molecule: messenger RNA, 465 nt
Organism: Pediculus humanus corporis (human body louse)
Lineage: Eukaryota; Metazoa; Arthropoda; Insecta; Psocodea; Pediculidae
Exons: 2
Coding region: 1-465 (154 amino acids)
Source: RefSeq, a predicted model, not a curated record